Messenger RNA from Alternaria atra, 7155 nucleotides. RefSeq lists its product as uncharacterized. Gene Ontology annotation, cellular component: intracellular membrane-bounded organelle; membrane. Gene Ontology annotation, biological process: calcium ion transmembrane transport; intracellular calcium ion homeostasis. Gene Ontology annotation, molecular function: ATP binding; ATP hydrolysis activity; P-type calcium transporter activity. Lineage: Eukaryota; Fungi; Ascomycota; Dothideomycetes; Pleosporales; Pleosporaceae. The transcript is spliced from 9 exons. The coding region runs from base 1 to 7155 and encodes 2384 amino acids. The record is from RefSeq and is a predicted model, not a curated record.
AUGAAGACGCCACUUCGAAUAGCCAUCCUAGAGUGCGACACGCCACCGGCAGCUGUUGUUGAGAAAUAUGGCAGAUAUGACCGUAUCUUCACCACCUUACUGGAAACAGCAGCUACGGAACUGGGCUUAUCGCCGAAGCAAGACCUGGAGUUGAGCGCAUUCGAUGUGGUCACAGCACAGGAGUAUCCUGACUCGCAAGAUGUAGAUGCUGUGCUGAUUUCAGGCUCAAAACACAAUUCCUUCGAUAAUGACCCAUGGAUUCUGAAGCUUGUCGACUUCACUGAGAGGCUGCUGAAGCAAGACCGCGUUCGAAUCAUUGGUGUUUGCUUUGGUCAUCAGAUUCUUGGAAGAGCCGCGGGGGCUAAAGUCGGACGGAGCGACGAUGGAUGGGAGAUCUCAGUCUUGCCUGUGCAACUUACCGCAAAAGGCAAAGAGAUCUUUCAACAAGAUACCUUGGCAAUCCACCAGAUGCAUAAAGAUAUCGUUUUUGAGUACCCAGACGGCGUGGAGAAGCUGGGUGGAUCACCACGCUGUCUGGUGCAGGGUAUGUACAAGAAAGGCAAGCUCAUCUCUGUGCAAGGGCAUCCUGAAUUCACUGAGCCUAUCGUAACCUACUUGGUCAAAAUGAGGGCGGAGCAGGGUAUCUUUGAUGAUGAGCAAGCAAAGGAUGCGCUGGAGAGAGGGACGCGCGUCCAUAUUUACCGAUGGCUCAACAGCGACGCAGCUCGCAAGAAGGCUGGCGAUACACAACUACACAGCCUCCCGGUCAUAGAAACCGACAAGAAGUGGACUAAGAAGAUACAUCCGGGUAUCUCAACCUUUGGCGAACACCCACACGACGUCGGGUCUGAACACCUCGAUAAGCUCCUUAGCCAUGCGCUCAAACAUGUACCCCUCGAAGAAGUCCCGAAUACGCCUCUGUUCCUGCUUGCGACAGCGGGCAUGCGCAUACUCCCCGAGCGACAACGGAAAGAAGUGUUGAAGGAAGUCUGCAAAUUCGCGCGUAGUACGACUCAGUUCCAACUACCGGAUUGCGACGUGCACGUGCAGGUCAUACCAGGAGAGACAGAGGGUCUGUAUGGUUGGAUAGCCGCGAAUUACCUGCUCGGCGGGUUCGAUCAGCCGAAAGAACACGAUCAUGGCAAAGGACACAACACUUAUGGAUUUCUGGAUAUGGGAGGUGCGUCAGCUCAGAUCGCCUUCGCACCGAAUGCGACCGAAGCGGAGAAGCACGCAAACGACUUGACGCUCAUGCGAUUACGAACGAUUGAUGGCACACCGCUGGAGUACAAGGUGUUUGUGACAACUUGGCUGGGGUUUGGCGUGAAUCAAGCGAGAGAGCGAUAUAUCAAGGCUUUGCUAGAGUCGAGCGCGGAGACUGAGCUACCCGAUCCUUGCCUACCCGCAGCUCUCAAAGUAGAGGUUACAAAAGAUGGAAGAAUCAUCGACUCAGACGACGAGGGUGAUGAUGAGCCCAAACAGAAGGCGGCGGCGAAGUUGAUUGGCACGGGACAGUUUGCGGAAUGCUUGCAUCAGACGUACCCAUUGUUGGAGAAAGAGAAGGAGUGUAAGGACUCGCCAUGCCUGAUCAACGGUCAGCAUGUACCAGCCAUCGAUUUCAACGUAAACCACUUUGUAGGCGUAUCCGAGUACUGGCAUACUACACACGAAAUCUUCGAACAUGGACACAAGGACAAGGCAUAUGACCUCCAAACAUACCAGGAGCGGGUGGAAGAGUUCUGUAGUCAAGACUGGAAGAGCAUCGAAAAGGGCAUCAAGAAGGAAAAGUGGGGUCAUAAGGUUGACGAGGAGAAGGCACAGGAGGUGUGCUUCAAAGCUUCCUGGAUCAUCAAUAUGCUCCACGACGGAAUCGGCGUACCUCGAGUUGGCAUUGAAGACAUGAAGGGCAGCAAAAACACCACUAAAUCUGUCGUCGACAGUGCAAAAGCAAAGGGAUUCCUGGACCCGUUUCAAGCAGUCAACAAGAUUAACGACGUCGAAGUCAGCUGGACUCUUGGAAAGAUGGUCCUUUACGCCUCAAGCGAGGUCCCACCGCCAUCUGAGAAAGCGCUAGCAGUAGGUUUUGGAUCCAACGUUCCUGGUAUACCAUCGGACUUCCAAUACCCCGGUGGCGUACCUAGACAGUACGAAUCAGACAGCGACUGGCAUCGCCUGUUUGUAGAGAAUCCGCAACGUAUACCGGGCUUUUUCAUCAUGAUAUUCAUCUUCAUUUUCAUCUUCUGCCUCAUACUUGGUAAAGAUAAGAGGAAUGCAGCCAAACAAUCUAUCAGCAGACUUUUCAAGAGCAAACAGGGCAAAGAUCCUCUGCACCGCCGUCGUGGCCGCGGCUUCCCGGCGAAACUUUUCGGCCUAGGCGGUUCCUCGUCUCAGACCCAGCAACCCUACGAACGUGUGGACUUGGAAGAUGGCGAUGCAGCGAAUGAAUUCGAACUUGAAGAGACUUAUUUGGAGUCAUCAGAUAAUGAAUUCUCUGAUUCUUCUGAGGGCUCCAAGGUAGGAAGGACGAGUGGUUGGGCGACGCCGCAGAUCAAGACUGAGCCUGCUCCGGGUGGACCGAGUUACUUCGGUGCCACGACAACCGGAGACGUGCAUCCCCGAAUCAUUCCUUCAGUUUGGGCAGACCCGAGUUUGUGGCUGAGCAACGACAUGGAGCUGCAAACCCAAGGGAAAGGUGCUAAGAAGGGUAGUUACCAGACUCUUUCUCUCAAAUACUCGUCCAUCGGCUCUUGCCUCCGCUCUUUACUACGUGCAAGGCUGCAACACCGUCCUCUCGCCUUAGCCGCCAUCACCAAUAGUAUCCUCCGAAGUCACCGGAACUCUACACCUGAUAUCGCUACGCUUACGUCCAUUACUCGUCUGCCUGCUGCACAGCCCCCCCCCUUCAGCCUUCCAUUGCAGCCUCGAGCGCACAAGGCUACCGCGAUGGCGAACAACGACGCGAGCAAUGCUCCUUCAAGGCCACGAGCACCGACCAUCACCAUCGACACAUCUGCUACCAACGACCCUACCAUGGGCGACUCGGUACCCUUAGGAGACAUUCAAGAUAAUAACCGACCAGCAACACAUUCUAAUACCGAUAAUGUCUCGCCCACACACACAAGGCAACAGUCACAAGAACUGCGUAAUGCGCAUUCUUUCGAUAGCAAGGAGAGCAGACCCACGAGCCCGCAUAACAUCAGCUCCCCGGUCAUGACAUGGAACAACAAUGCUGGUCUACUCAACGUCCCUGGUGCGCGAUCCCGCGGCAACUCGGUCGAUUCGGCGACGGACAAUGGCGAAUCUAAUAGCACUGGAACAUAUGUCGCAUCAUCACAAGGUGAUACAUUGAAGGGAGACUUGGGACCAACCGAAGUCAUGAACGAUAAAGAUGCUUUGAAGCCCGAUCCGGGCACUGAGGCUGACUUCGAGGUCGAGAACAACAAGUUCGCCUUUUCGCCUGGACAACUAGGAAAGCUUUACAACCCAAAAAGUUUAUCAGCUUUCCAUGCUCUCGGCGGCCUUGACGGUAUAGAAAAAGGUCUUAGAUCCGACCGCAAGGCCGGCUUAAGUAUUGACGAGCAACAUCUGGACGGCGUUGUGACCUUUGAGGAGGCUAUCACUCCGAGCCGGACCGAGUCUCCACAAAAGUCGUCUCCAAAUGGAGUAGCUCACACCGACAGCGCGCUCUCUGGAUCUAAAGAAGACGCCUUUGCCGACAGGAAACGUAUUUUCAGUGAUAACCGCCUUCCAGUGCGGAAACCGAAGAACAUUUUUCAACUAGCAUGGAUGGCCUAUAACGACAAGGUCCUAAUCUUGCUUACAUGCGCUGCUGUCAUUUCGUUGGCCCUUGGACUCUACCAAACUUUUGGCGUAGAGCACAAGGACGGCGAGCCUGCUGUCGAGUGGAUCGAAGGUGUCGCCAUCAUUGUCGCCAUCGUCAUCGUAGUUGUCGUAGGUGCGGCAAACGAUUGGCAAAAAGAACGACAGUUUGUCAAACUCAAUAAAAAGAAGGAGGACAGGACUAUCAAGGUAAUACGCUCAGGCACAACUCGCGAAAUCUCCGUCUACGACAUCUUUGUUGGAGAUGUUGUCAAUCUUGAACCGGGUGACAUGAUUCCUGUGGAUGGUAUCCUCAUUCAAGGCCAUGGCAUCAAGUGCGACGAGUCUUCGGCUACCGGAGAGUCUGACCUACUCAAAAAGAUGUCUGGAGACGAGGCUUUCAAAGCUAUCGAGAGGCACGACAACCUCAAGAAGGUCGAUCCGUUUAUCCUAUCCGGCGCCAAAGUCUCCGAAGGUGUUGGUUCUUUCAUGGUAACCGCUACUGGUGUACAUUCUAGCUACGGAAAAACGAUGAUGUCCCUGCGCGAAGACAGCGAAGUCACUCCCUUGCAGAACAAACUGAACGUUCUUGCGACGUACAUCGCCAAGCUUGGUGGAGCAGCUGCCCUGUUGCUCUUUGUUGUGCUCUUCAUCGAGUUCCUCGUCCGCCUAAAAGGCAGCUCCGCUACGCCUGCUGAGAAGGGUCAAAACUUUCUCAACAUUCUCAUCGUCGCCAUCACAGUCAUUGUCGUCGCCGUGCCUGAGGGACUGCCACUGGCUGUCACUCUUGCGCUAGCGUUUGCCACAACGCGUAUGUUGAAAGACAACAACUUGGUCCGUCUUCUCCGAUCUUGCGAAACCAUGGGAAACGCAACCACUAUCUGCUCCGACAAGACAGGCACAUUAACACAAAAUAAAAUGACGGUUGUUGCUGGCUCCCUAGGGACUGCUCUUCGCUUCGGCGACCACAAGCUCAAGGUAUCCUCAGCACCAUCUACCGAUGAUAGCAACAAGGGUAAAGAUGUGGCGGAGUCGCCUGUAGAGAACCCCAAUGAUGUUUCGGCGCCCGAAUUUGUUGCGACUUUGAACCAGGACGUCAAGGAUGUUCUACUGCAAUCAAUCAUUCAGAACACGACCGCCUUCGAGGGUCAGGCUGGAGGCCCUGAUCCGUUCAUUGGCUCUAAAACUGAAACCGCCCUACUCGGCUUCGCACGCGAUUUUCUCGGCAUGGGCAACGUUGCUCAGGCGCGAUCCAACGCCAACAUCGUACAGGUAAUACCUUUCGACUCGGCUAUCAAGUGUUCUGGGGCUGUUGCAAAACUAGACGAUGGUCGCUAUCGCAUGUACGUCAAGGGCGCGUCCGAAAUCCUACUGGGAAUGUGCGAUAAGAUCGUCACGGACGCCAACAAGGAGCUCGUCGAGACAUCUAUGACGGGGGACAACCGCGAGACCCUCGAACAGGUUAUUACCACCUACGCGUCUCGAUCUCUGCGAACUAUCGGCCUGAUAUACCGUGACUUCGAAAGCUGGCCUCCUGCUGAGUCUUCCAAGAACGAAGAUGACCCAAGCCAAGCUGUCUUCAAGGACGUCUCCAAGGAGAUGACUUUCCUGGCCGUCGUUGGUAUCCAAGAUCCUCUGCGAGACAGCGUUCGCGAAGCUGUCAAAGACUGUCAGCACGCCGGUGUCUACGUUCGCAUGGUCACUGGUGACAAUGUCCUCACCGCCAAAGCUAUCGCCGAAGACUGUGGAAUUCUUGUACCUGGUGGUGUCGUCAUGGAAGGUCCCACCUUCCGCAAGUUGUCAAAGCGAGACAUGGACGCUGUCAUCCCUAAGCUAUGUGUCCUCGCUCGUUCUAGUCCCGAAGACAAGCGUAGGCUUGUCAAACGCCUCAAAGAGCUCGGUGAGACUGUUGCCGUCACUGGUGACGGAACCAACGAUGCGCCAGCGCUAAAGACUGCCGAUGUCGGUUUUUCCAUGGGUAUUGCUGGUACAGAAGUCGCAAAGGAGGCAUCCGCCAUUAUUCUUAUGGACGACAAUUUUGCUUCUAUUGUCAAGGCACUGCUCUGGGGACGUGCAGUCAACGACGCUGUCAAGAAGUUCUUGCAGUUUCAGAUCACUGUCAACAUCACAGCGGUCCUGCUCACCUUCGUCUCUGCCGUAUCUAGCGAUGAUCAAACAUCUGUGCUGACCGCUGUUCAACUGCUUUGGGUCAACCUCAUCAUGGAUACCUUCGCCGCAUUGGCCCUCGCGACCGAUCCUCCGACACGCAGCCUUCUCGAUCGAAAGCCCGACCCGAAGUCUGCUCCUCUUAUCACAUUGAGGAUGUGGAAGAUGAUCAUCGGUCAAGCAAUCUACCAGCUGGUCGUCACCUUCAUCCUGUACUUCGCCGGCGAGUCUAUUCUCAGUUACCACAGUGAUCACGAGAGAGAGCAACUGCCAGCUUUAGUCUUCAACACCUUCGUCUGGAUGCAAAUCUUCAACGCAUUGAACAACCGUCGACUUGAUAACCGUUUCAACGUUUUUGAAGGCAUCACCCACAAUUGGUUCUUCAUCGUUAUCUUGGCUAUCAUGAUUGGUGGUCAGACGAUGAUCAUCUUUGUUGGUGGUGUCGCCUUCAAGGUGACGAGACUCAAUGGUGCUCAGUGGGGCUACUCGAUAGUCUUGGGUUUCCUUUCUCUGCCCGUUGGUGUAAUCGUUCGAUUGGUACCUGAUGAGCUCAUCCGGAAGUGCAUCCCCGACUUCUUCAGGCGUAAACGAACUCCCGAGCUUGUUAUUUCCGAUGACGACUAUCAGUGGAACCAGGGCUUGUUGGAGAUCCGCGACGAGCUUGCUUUCCUCCGGAAAGUACGUGGUGGGCGUCUUAGUGCCAUGAAGUUCAAGGUGCAACAUCCCAAGGAGAUAUUCACAAAGUCCCGCUCUAGCCAUUCACUGCCUGGCACCCCUAACAACGGCCCACAAGAUGACGGUUCUCAAGCGCCCCCCACACCGAACAGUCGUCGUCGUAAUAGGUCCCGUUCAAACUCCGCGUUCGGUCCGGCAACUGUUAUGGCUGGUAUUGUUGCCGGUAGUGUUGCCGGUUGGUCGCCAAUAGACCGUGGUCAUGGCGACAACGACUCCAUCAAAUUCAGCCGCGACGCGACCAAGCAAGAUCUUGAGGCACAGGAUGGCAUCGACGUGCAUCCGGAUACCAAGUCGACCGAUCCCAUUCUAGCGCCCGACGCGAGCGAGUAUCGUGGCCCUCCUAGUCAGAACAUGGAUACGACGCCAGAGUUCGUUGUGGGACCAUUCUCAGGCCACUCAGGAGAUAACUCCAAAUCAACCGGACCCGGAACAUAG